Molecule: messenger RNA, 6450 nt
Organism: Exophiala dermatitidis NIH/UT8656
Lineage: Eukaryota; Fungi; Ascomycota; Eurotiomycetes; Chaetothyriales; Herpotrichiellaceae
Exons: 2
Coding region: 709-5532 (1607 amino acids)
Molecular function (GO): protein binding
Source: RefSeq, a predicted model, not a curated record
GGGUUUCCUUGAGCCAGCUUAUGAUAUUUUCUACGAACAUUCAUUGAACUUAGGUCAUCAGGGAGUCCAGCCCUGCUGGCCUGAACAAAGAAUCAUUUUUCGUCACAUUGACUCGAACACGAUGCUGACCCAGGUCAACCUCGACGUGGUCAUGGUUGUACAAUGUACUCAGGAAAGGUGGAAAUCCUCCAGAAUGGCAGCAGUAACAGCCGGGGACUCAAGUACUCGAUGACAUACGCACAAAUUCUCGUUACCCGUAAUCCACCAGCCACAAAGCCCAGCUGGAAUGGAGACUUUGUAAACGACACUGGGUUUAGUCACGUGAAUUGGUCCUGGGCACUUUUCCUCUUUGGUCUGUGGACUCUCUACUACUACUACUACUAUUCAUAGUGGUUGAGUUUCGAUACAACUACUAUUGACUUUCCAUCGAACAUGUCGUACGGUCUCUGCUCUUCCCAUCACGGUAGCUGCCCUUUCGCGUGAUCAGUGAGGCACUACCACCAGUUUGGGACAUGGUAUGCUCACAGCAUAGCUCCUCCACAUACUCGCCGCGUUAUUCUUAUUUGAGAUGCUUGUCCGCGUCAGAGUACACGACUAUUUCGGCAGAAGCUCGUCAAUCCGCUUGCCAUUGCAGUGAUCAUAUCAUGACCGAUCUGGCAGUUAUGCGCCCCGGGUGUCUCCAACUAACCAACGACUGAGGCUCAAGAAAUGGCGCCCCGGGGUCCGACGUCCGCUUUCGAAAGCGAAACAUUUGGGCAAGAUGCAUCCUUUCGACUCGAGCAGCCCGUGGGGUCCAUGAGCAUCUCACCCAGUGGCCGGGACGUCGCAUUGGCUUCUAAAGAGGGGCUUCAUAUCAUAGACCUGGAUUCGCCAUAUUCUCCACCUCGCUACCUUCCGCACCGGACUCCGUGGGAAGUAGCCGAUGUUCAGUGGUCCCCGUUCGCCGUCCGGGACUAUUGGGUAGUCAGCACUUCGAAUCAAAAGGCCCUGGUAUGGAACCUUGAGGCUCGCUCAUGGCAAGACUGGAUCGAAUUUGUGCUUCAUGGACAUACCAGAGCAAUCACCGACAUCAAUUUCUCCGCGCAUAAUCCCGAUGUCCUCGCGACUUGCGCAGUGGACAGCUUUGUUCACUGCUGGGACUUGAGGGCACCUUUGAGGCCAGUGAACUCGUUUUCGGAUUGGUUUGCUGGUGCCACUCAGGUGAAAUGGAGCAGACAAGAUGAGCACGUUGUUGCCAGCUCGCAUGACAAAUUUCUCCAUAUCUGGGACGACAGGAAUGGUGCCUACCCAGUGCGAACGAUCCAAGCACAUGCGACGAAAAUCUCAGGGGUGGAUUGGAACAGAUACCAUCCCGGCAAGAUCAUCACAUGCUCUCUUGACAAGACCAUCAAGUUUUGGAAUCUUAACCAUGAAGAGAACAUGCCUGAGCGCAUUAUUGAGACUUCAUUCCCUAUCCGACGGGCUCGUCAUACUCCUUUCGGCUGGGGAUUGCUGGUUAUGCCACAACGCGGGAACAGCGAUUUGCAUCUCUAUGACCGUCGGCCGGUCAAUGGAGUGCUUGAAAGCGGGCCUGUCCCGCCAGUUGCGACGUUUGCCGGCCACGAUGGUCAUGUCAAGGAGUUUCUCUGGCGUUCACGAGGUACGAUAGCAGACGGCGUGGAUCAUCGCGACUUCCAACUAGUUUCCUGGGGUACGGACAGAGAACUAAGACUUCAUGCCUUGGACCCCAGCAUAUAUGCCAAUGUUGGCUACGAAAAAGGAGUUUCCAAGGUGCAAAGGCUCAAUUUCACCCGUAGGGGUGCGAUUUACAAGUCCUUCCGGGAUGAUCCUGCGGACAGUGAUUCACCGCUGGAGCAGCCCCCUCGCAGUGAGAUGUUUCCUCGUCCUAGCCAGGUCAUGCAACUGCGCUAUCGGAUGAGCACGAGCGCGGCGAUGAAUAAAGUACCUGUCUCCCGAUUUCGAAGUUGGGUACAAGGCCGUCAGACUCACAGACAAGGCAUGCAUGGCCGCGCUAACGCCAGACAGCGGGCAGAUCCCAUCGCAUGGCUGAAAAAUGUAAAGAUAUCUUCUUGGGACACCGAUACGCUUGCGGAAGAAAUCAGACAGGUUGGGGAGAAGUUUAAAAAGGUGGACUUUGAAGUGGUGGAUAUCUCCCGGCGCAAAGCUGUAAUGUCACUACAAGCUCCUUGGGGUGAAAACCAAAGCCAAGUCUACCUCCGAGUAGAGAUGCGAUUCCCGAAGUCGUACCCUCGAAAUGCGAAUGCUGUCCUCAGUUUGCAGAAAUCUGGGUUUGUCGACGAUGAGACGCACAAGCUCAUUUCAACCGAGCUGAACACCAUUUCCGAAAUCUAUGCGUCAAGGAAGAGGGGAUGCCUGGAAGCCGUUCUGCGGUAUCUUCUGCGCGAACAGGACCUCGAGCAGAUAAUUGGUUGGGUCUUGGGAGAUUCCCUGACGGAGUCCAAGGUCUUGGAUGCAGCUGCCGCCCCAGCAGAUGAUUCGAGCAGCGAUGAUGACGAGCAAAUGGACGGCAUUCGGGAUGGACUGGAGGCGUCUGCCAAUAUCCUAGUGCCUUUGGCCAAGGGUUGUGGUGCAAUAUGGUCACAAACCGGGAAGCUUGUGUGCUUUUUUCCAGCCAAAUCCAAGGAACCCAUUUCUUUGCUGAGUACCCUCGGUCUCAAAGACUUGGAGAAUUCGGACUCGAGCGGGCUAUUCGAAGGCUUUGGACGCAUGCACGCCAGUUCACCUGCACGCAGAGCAGCCGCGAGAACCAAAAGUUCUGACGAGGACUCGGAUUCCGGAACUUCAGAUUCCUCAUGGCUGUCGUCUAGCAGCUCCUCGUCGUCGUUCGAGACCGAGCAAAACGCUCGAGGUGUAUCCUCCUAUCCGGUCGGUGUUUCCGGAUUGCAUCAACGUUCUCGCUCACCGGAUCGUUCGAAUAACUCCACGACGGGUCUCAAUAAACUGAACGACAACCCGCGUCUUUGUUAUAUAUCCAUUGAGAGCUUCGAAAACUUGGUACCAUCCAAGCGCGAACUAGGUCUUGAAUACAAGAUCUUCGGUGAUGGCCCACAGCUGUGUAAACACAACGCCGGUAUUGCUCGCAAAGCAUGUUUAGAAGACCUGGCCUCCGUCUGGACUCUACUUGGCCUGAUUCUGGAUGAUACUGUCCCAUUAGAAGUACUUCCUGAUCUCAGCCAGGGUGCUCCAAUUGAUAUAUCAGUCCUUGCACGGAGCGUGGUCACAAAGUCAUCACUGGGGUACAGCUCUGCUGGUGUUGUGGGGAACAAAGCAUUGGGUAGGACACGCUGGGGCAAUCAUCCGUUGGCAUCGACUUAUCUAUUGCCCGCCAUCUUUGACCAUUUUGAGAGGUUGGGAGAUGUUCAGAUGCUGGCCAUGAUGUCCUGCGUCUUUGCCUCGGUCGCCAACCAGGGCGCAAUCCCUGGCGACCCUGUCAUCGACCCGUGCGUUGGCUUUCCUAACAACGCUCCGUUUCCGAGGUCAGAUUAUUUUCCGUCCAAAGCAGUAGCCAAAGCUUUUCUCCAGAACGAUUUAGCCUCCGAAGGAUACGUUCUUGUUGACUCAAUGAAUGCUCCUCCAAGCCCGGGAAUGCACACGACAGGAAUUCACCCUCUUCAUGGCCAGACCAGACCAUACAACAGCGGCGCCCGCCAGACUAGCCAAUUUUCGUCCCGCGCACAUAGCUUCAUCGCCGACGACGCAAGCGAUCACGCACAAUCUCAAUCAACGACAAUCUCCCUGUCCACUUCGCCUGAAGGAAACAGGUCCAGCCACAGACCGGCUUCCAGUAUCCCAUAUUCUUCUGCCCGCGCAAGUCUCUCGGCAUUGACACAAUCGUACUCGUCGAAUUCACCGCCGAACCAGAGCUCAAGCUCGGGGGUUGCUCCGGGCCUCAAGAAGUACAGUCCUUCAGGGUCGCUGGCACCCGGCUGGGUGUCUUCCAGCCUCUUUGGGGGUCAAAGCAGCAGCAGACAGCCACGUACCUCUUUUCAGGGCAGUGAGGCGGCGAGUCAAGACAGCCGCGAGGUGGGCCCGCGCCCGUCAAUCACAUCGUCGGCGUUUCGGAAUUCACGGAAGGACAGUGCCCGGCGAUCAGGGAAUAAGGGUCAUGAUAGUCCCAAGCCUGUAGCAGGAACAUCCUCCGAGGUCCAGGGAACUACAGAAGAAAAGAAAGUGCCCAAAAGGAAGCGGGUCAAGACCCAUCUGUUCAAUCAAGACAAAUUUGACCUAGACGGAUAUGCUCUGUCUCCCCUGCUGGGCCCCACGCUCGAACAAAGAUGCAGCGGUUACCGCGCAAGCUAUGCAUAUCUGCUCGACGUGUGGCAGUUGCCCAUCCAACGCUGUGAGAUGCUCAAGUUUGACGGCUUGUCCGCUGAACAUUUGAGCGCAGCCAACCAUCACUUCCCUCCGGGUCCUCAUCACCUGCCCUCGGUUUCCGCCGGCAUGCAUCUAGAAAGGCCUCCACGACGCAAGACGAUGACGGCAACAGCCCGAGCCCCGAGCCCCGGCCUUACCAUCCUCCGCUGUUGUCGCCACUGCGGAGACCCAUUGGCGCCCAUUGAAAAAAACGGGAUCCCCAUCGGUUGGCAGUGUGUCAAUCCGGUGUGCAGCGCGGCGCUCAAGGUCCCGGAGCGGAGCACCUGUGGGGUCUGCAACAGUUCGAUCGACGGCCUCGCAGUGCCCUGUUUGCAAUGUGGACACUUGACAUGCUACGACUGCGCGCAAGGCUGGUUCGGCGUUCGACGGAUCAGUAAGAGCGGGACGGAUAGAAUUCCGAUCUCCCGCAGGCCAUCAGCAGAAGAGACAACGUCGCCAUCAAAAGAUGAUCCGGUCGACGUGGUUGCUCACGGCGGGAUAGCCAGGCACGAUCAAGCCGACGAUGAUGAUCAUAUUGGCGACGCUCGGGAGGACAAGGACCCGGACCACGACGAGGACCUGGACGAGCACAACAGCUGUCCCACCGGCUGCGGAUGUCCCUGCGCUAGCCUCAGCGUUGUCAAUGCACCAUCCCCGCCAACGGCCCGUUUUCUACUAGAAGACAAACCCGACUCAAACGUGGACUCAGAGGCCCGGAGUCAAGGACUCGCUGCCGCGCCGCCACCCAGCAGCAGUCGUGUUCGCUCCGAACUGCACCGUUCGGCGAGUGAGCUGACCCCAGGACACGGUGAUCUAACUGCGGACGCAGCUUUGGCUGCCUUCCUGGCCUUGACGCAAAGACAUCAGCGGGCCAAAUCCACCACCGCCGCCGCGUCUGGGAGAAACGGCUUACACAGUGGGGGUACUGACAUGCAGUCAGGAGACGAUCCCUCCGGCGGAGGUGGAGGCGCAGAGGAAGCCGUACGCGACGAUGACGACGACCACGUUUCAAAAGCGUCGGCCGCAGAAGACGACGACGUCCGCUUCAACCCCUGGGUAGGGUCCAAGAUAGCCACGUUAGGCCGUGGCAUUGGCGCCGGACUGAGUCGCGGCUUGAGUUCGAAGCCAAGUGAUGCCACAAUCCGGAGAAUAAAGUGAUUGCGGUCAGGUCCAAUUAUGCGCCAAAUGGAGUUUCGCUUUUCCGGCAACCUCUUCUACUAUCACAGUCGAUCGAUCAUAUCGGGGACGGGAUGUCACUGGAAACGGAACGCGCAUGAAAGAGACCUGGGUUUCCUGCAUUUGGUUUACCAGGAAAUGGAGUAUUUGGUUGAGCAAUGUUCGUCGCCAAUCCGGAUAUUGAUUCUUAGAGGUCGCUAGUCUACGGCGAAGCUGCUUGAGUUUUGUACAAACAUGUCGUGUACUAUUGAAUAGAUCAUUGGCAGACGCAUGGUCUGGGACGAGGGCAACGGAAAUGAGGCGAGACAUGCAAUACCUUUUGUCUUGUUGAUGUUGGAUGUGUUGAUGGAUGUUGAGGAUUUCGAUGACAGGCGUGCCUUUAUAUUGCCUGGAUAGCUGAAUUGUUAUCGUCGUCACGGAUAUCCCCUCAGGAGAUUUGGGAUUUGCCAGCUCAACAUGACAAGUCACGGUGAGCCGCAAUGCUUUACCCCGUGUAUGAGAUAAGACACAAUAAGACUGUGCUCAGAAACGCGUGAAGGGUGAGAAACGCAGAGAAAGUGCAUGAGAUAUAUGCUCAAACUGCAGCGAGCGGCCUGGCCGCCGUGUACUAGAAGGACCUUGGCUUCCCUACCUGAUAAUUUUUGUUCGAUUCCGCAUUUCCAUCCAUGCAGACAACUAGUAAGAGAUAUAGAUAUGCUCCUUUCCAUGGCCUUAUGUCAAAAACAAUACUCAUGGUAAUAUUAGGGUAGGGACCUUUCCGGAUAAUAUCGCAAGGGAGCAAUGAAAGACUUCACGAAGCCGCUGAGUGCUGAAGAAGCACAACCCUGCUGCAAUCAGAUAUACCUCAAAAGGUAUCCUAGCCUCGUUCAUCAGGCAGUGAUGAGCUUGACUCAUGCACAC